GCCAGCGGACGCUCUAGCCCGCCACGUGCUCGCUGCCCCGCCGCCCGCGCCAGCGGACGCUCUAGCCCGCGGCGUCGGCGGCUCUUUCGCUGGCCCCGGGAAGCCCGCAAGCCCCGCGGGAGCCGCGCUCGGGCUCCGCGGUCGCAGAGCCUUCGCCCACCGUCCAUCAUGGACCUCGCCGGCAACGGCUCCAGCUUCCAGUCGGAUCUGGAUUUCUGUCCGGAUUGCGGCUCAGUCCUGCCUCUGCCAGGCACUCAGGAUGCAGUCACCUGUACCCGCUGCGGCUUCUCCAUCCACGUGCGAGACUUGGAGGGGAAGGUGGUGAGGACCGCAGUCGUGUUCCACAAGCUGGGCACAGCCACGCCCGUGUCGAUGGAGGCCGGCCCCGAGCUCCAGGGGCCAGUGGUGGACAGGCGCUGCGCCCGCUGCGGUCACGAGGGGAUGGCUUACCGCACCCGGCAGAUGCGCUCCGCCGACGAGGGCCAGACCGUCUUCUACACCUGCACCCGCUGCAAGUUCCAGGAGAAGGAAGACUCUUGAUUUUCCUUUUAUUUCUGGGCAACUCAACAAUCCCUCCCCCCUCCUCUUCCUUGGGAGGUGAAGGAUAUUGGUUCCUAGAUCCUUGUCCAUCCCCUGGUUGCAGUAUUUGCUCCCCGAGAAGCACAUCACCAUGUGAGGAGUACUGUUGUCCCCAAGUUGCUCCUAUUCCUAGUUGAGUUUUCCUAUUAAAGCUAUGUUUUUCAAUAAGACCCAAA
Molecule: messenger RNA, 755 nt
Organism: Myotis myotis
Lineage: Eukaryota; Metazoa; Chordata; Mammalia; Chiroptera; Vespertilionidae
Gene: POLR1H
Product: RNA polymerase I subunit H
Exons: 5
Coding region: 169-540 (123 amino acids)
Biological process (GO): termination of RNA polymerase I transcription; DNA-templated transcription
Cellular component (GO): RNA polymerase I complex
Molecular function (GO): zinc ion binding; DNA-directed RNA polymerase activity; nucleic acid binding
Source: RefSeq, a predicted model, not a curated record